Molecule: messenger RNA, 592 nt
Organism: Odontomachus brunneus
Lineage: Eukaryota; Metazoa; Arthropoda; Insecta; Hymenoptera; Formicidae
Product: ribonuclease H2 subunit C
Exons: 3
Coding region: 81-479 (132 amino acids)
Biological process (GO): RNA catabolic process
Cellular component (GO): ribonuclease H2 complex
Source: RefSeq, a predicted model, not a curated record
CAUUGUGAUGCGAUUUAUUAACGUUUUCCCGCGUAAAGUUAUCGCGUUAUAAUUGUUGCAUCAUAUCGUAUUAAAUUAACAUGGCUGUACGUUUGCACAUUAAUAAGGAUCCAGCGAGUCAGAAGGAUUCCGAAUUACAUCUGAUGCCGUGCAAAAUUCACGGAGACGAAUCGGCAAAGGUCUCCUCCUUCUUCAAGCCUUACAUACGUAAGGUGGACGAAGAGCAUUAUGAAUGCUCCUUCCGUGGUUAUCCUCUUCAAGGAAAGAAAGUGACUGUACCUGCUGGCUACAAGGGCAUGACGUUCGUUGAGAACAAGAAGACAGACACUGAAGGCAAGAAUCGAAAUUUAUACUGUACUGGAACCUUCUCACAGUUUACAUACUGGAACUACGACAGGAUACCAUCUAAGAAUGAUGCUCUCUCAGCUGCUUUAGACUGGAUCGACAUAGCUGACGCUUUACAUACAUCAGAAACAUAAAUACUAUAAGAGGAAUAUAACUGCCUGAACCUGAGAAGAUAUAAAACACAUAUUGUUUUUGAUAAUAUAUUUUUAUACGUUAAGAAUAAAGGAAAAGAGAUGAUAAAAAGGUA